Messenger RNA from Fragaria vesca subsp. vesca, 2042 nucleotides. Its product is annotated as probable glycosyltransferase At5g03795-like. Bases 15 to 1811 code for a protein of 598 amino acids. Gene Ontology annotation, molecular function: glycosyltransferase activity. The transcript is spliced from 4 exons. The record is from RefSeq and is a predicted model, not a curated record. Lineage: Eukaryota; Viridiplantae; Streptophyta; Magnoliopsida; Rosales; Rosaceae.
GGAGACUGGUGUUGAUGAUCGGUGUGGCGGUUGUUAUUGUGGUUGUGCAUCAGUGUUUUGAGCUUCCUUAUGGUAAAGAUUUUUACUUUUCACCUGCUGAUGCUGGUUUAGCUUCAGUAGUUACAUUGUUGGGUAAUGAUACUAGUUCGAAUGAUUCGGAGACUAGGAAGUUUGAUGUUGUUGGUGUGGUGGGGGUAAUGGUUAAUGAGACUGAUGUUUUGGGUUUAGAGGAGUUUGAGUUAGAGAAAAAGAAAGAUGCAAGUAAUAUAACAGUUCAGAAGAGUUUUCCUGUGGGAAUCAAUAGGAGUGAAGAUGAUAAACCUGUUGAGGGAAAGAUAAUAGAUUUCAGAGAUGAUUCUGUACCGAGGGAUAGUAGAUUAGGUGAGAGUAACAAGGUAGAGAAUGACCCUAAACCAAUCUCAGCGAGUGAAUUUCAAAACGGAGAUGGGAUUGUGUCGGUUGUAGCUCAAGGAGCCGGUACAGAUAGUCCUGAGGCAGUUUCAAAGGGUGACAUCAAGCAAACUACUGAGCCAUUGCAAUUUGUUUCGGUUACCUUGCACGAUGUUUCGUCAAUGACUAGUAUUUCAACACUAAGGAAGUGGAAUCCACGACCGACAUCAAUAUCACAGAUGAAUUCGUUAUUGCUUCAAAGCCCCAUUUCUUCUAGUUCAAUGAAACCACGGCGUUAUUCCACACGUGAUCGUGAACUUCAAUCUGCAAAACUGGAGAUUGAGAAUGCUCAUAUCACAAGGGACAAUCCAGGGCUUAGUGCAUCUAUUUUCCGUAAUCUUUCCAAAUUUAUACGGAGUUAUGACUUGAUGGAGCAGAAGCUCAAAGUUUAUGUUUAUACAGAAGGUGAAAAGCCCAUAUUCCAUCAGCCUUUGAUGCGUGGGAUUUACGCCUCAGAAGGAUGGUUUAUGAAACUGAUUGAGGGAAAUAAAAAAUAUUCUGUGAGGGACCCCAGAAAAGCUCAUUUAUUCUAUUUACCCUUUGAUUCGCAUAUGCUGAGGUUGAAACUUAAUGGCACCAGUAAGAAGGGUCUAGAAAUGUAUUUGAAGCGAUAUGUUGGAGUAAUUGCAAAAAAGUAUCCUUUUUGGAACAGGACAGGAGGAUCUGAUCAUUUUCUUGUUGCUUGCCAUGACUGGGCCCCAAGGAUCACAAGCAAGUACAUGGGGAGUUGUAUCAGAUCUCUUUGUAAUGCCAAUGUUGCUAGAGACUUCAAAAUUGGCAAGGACACCAGUCUACCUGUUACAUAUAUCCGUUCUGUGGAGGACCCUCUGGCAAAUCUUGGAGGAAAACCUGCUUCAGAAAGAUCUAUUUUGGCCUUCUUUGCCGGGGGCAUGCACGGCUAUCUCCGACCAAUUCUGCUGCACUACUGGGAAAACAAAGAGCCAGACAUGAAAAUCUUUGGCCCAAUGCCACGAGAUAUUGAAAGCAAAAGACUUUACAGGGAAUACAUGAAGAGCAGCAAGUACUGCAUCUGUGCCAGGGGUUACGAGGUACAUACACCUCGAGUAGUUGAGGCCAUAUUCUAUGAAUGUGUGCCGGUCAUCAUAUCAGAUAACUACGUGCCUCCUUUCUUUGAGGUAUUCAACUGGGAGACAUUUUCGGUUUUCAUACAAGAAAAGGACAUCCCUAACUUGAGAAACAUCCUGAUGUCGAUCCCAGAUGAGAAGUACCUGAUGAUGAAGUCUGAAGUAAAGAUGGUGCAACAGCAUUUCUUUUGGCACAAGAAACCUGUCAAGUAUGACUUGUUUCAUAUGAUACUUCAUUCAGUUUGGUACAACAGAAUCCUUCAGUUAAAGAAAUAGAGUUUUUGGGUUAUCUGGUCAGCUCAACUUGUUUGUAAAUUUGUAUCUAUCAUGUGUUAAAUUCUUAAAUGUAAUUUCGAGUUUAAAAGUAGAAAGAUGAUGUUGUUGUCCAAAUUGUCGGUCAGCAGUGCUCAACAACAGUGGCAGUCACGUAAUUUGAGCGAGUACUGACUUAUGACAAUUGCAUACGAAAUAGAGACCUCUUAAUAUAUAUUGAACCAUUCUAACUUU